Molecule: messenger RNA, 2061 nt
Organism: Penicillium diatomitis
Lineage: Eukaryota; Fungi; Ascomycota; Eurotiomycetes; Eurotiales; Aspergillaceae
Product: SprT family zinc-dependent metalloprotease
Exons: 2
Coding region: 1-2061 (686 amino acids)
Cellular component (GO): nucleus
Source: RefSeq, a predicted model, not a curated record
AUGGCACGAUUGAAUACCUCCAACCCUUUGACCACUGGUCUUCAACGGCAAAAGAGUCUGAAGCAAAAGACUCCGUUUGCUGACUCAACACCCACUCAAGCAAAGAUCGCAGCUGAGCACGACAUCAACCUCCGCUCAUCUGAAGCAAAGACCCCCAGCACGGCAACGAAACCUUCCUUCCAAAGUCACAGUCGGGGAUCUAGUCUGGUGUUCGAUAUUUUUUCUGAAGAAAGUGUCUCCAAGGGUUCUGAAUCGACCCCGCCCAAGAAACAGAGAAAAGCCCGAACCCUGAAAACAGCCAACGUGAACUCUUUGCUGCUUCCCAUCUCCCAGACACCGCGGCCAAGACCUCCUGUCAAGCUGGAAACCGACGACUACGAGAAAGAAAACGAUGUUCUAGAAAACACCCCGGAGCAGAACAGGGAAGCGCAGAAUGGCAGUCUUCCCGCUUCACCAACCAGACGAGAUGUGCCGCGACCACUGGGAGCGCACCAAUCAGUCCGCUCAGCUCGCGCAGAAAAUAACAGCCCGGCAUUGAGGAGACACAACGUGGAAUCUGAGACAGAGGAAGACGAUGAGGACAAUGGCUUUGACUCAUUAGAUGACUUUAUCGUCAGUGACAAUGAGGAUCCCAGUUUCUAUGAAACUUCAGCUUCCGAGACAGAGGAUGAAAAGCUCCCGUCACCCCCUCCUCCUCCGCCCUCCAGCCGGAGAAGAUUGAUGAGAGGCAGACGACCCAACCUUGUCGCUGAGAGGGAGCAGAGUGAUGAUGAGAUGCCGAGAAGGUCUGCAGUACUGGAUCCCCGAAUCCCAGAAGCUUCAAGACUAUCCCACACGAAUGGGGUCAGCCUUAAACCCAUGUCUCAGGAAGACUUGGAUCUCCAUACAAAGCUUGAUGCAAUGACCCUGGAAAGUCAGAAUGGCCCAUUCGAUAAGGAAUCACCGCAAUCUGAAAGCCCAUUCGUAGAGCCCCAAGCUCUCCCGAAAGGGAAGAAAUCUCAAAAUAAGAAGCUGCAAACACCUCCAGUGAGCCCCAGGCCAUCGCGACUGCGCUCUCCAACCAAGAAGAAGGUCCGAAUUCCCGCCACGCCCCAUCGCGAGAGCGUGGAUGAAUUCUGGAGUCAAGAAGAGACCAAUACAUGGAAUGACCAGCACUCUCCACGCAAGGAAACAUCGACCAGUCGUAAAGUCAUUGAGCUGCUCAAAGACUUUGACGACAGUGAGGAGGAUAACGGGCAUAGAAGCCGUGACUCGAGUUCUAGCAGCGACUUGGAGCCCACACGCAAAGGCGGCGACAUGAUGCCGACGACGCCGAAGCCGCUUAGUAAAAGUGCCAUCAAAAAGGCCGAAGCCGAGAAGAACCGAGCAGCAAAGGCUCGUCGUCUGUCCUUUAACCAUAAAAAGGCGGAGUUUGCAGAAGCCUUUCUCCGCACAUUGGACCAAGCCGCAUCUGGCGGAGAGGUGAGUCGACUUGCCGAGUCGACCGGCGGUGUGACGAUCACUUGGUCGAAGACUUUGAACACCACCGCCGGCCGUGCUCGUUGGAAAGGAGAACGAGUGGUCUCGCGUGGACCGAACGGCGAAUCGAGAGGAAUGAGCAAGAUCAAACACCACGCAAGCAUCGAGCUAGCCGAGAAGAUCAUUGACAACGAAUACCGGCUGAUCAACACUCUCGCUCACGAAUAUUGUCACCUCGCUAAUUACAUGGUGUCGAACAUCCACGACAACCCCCACGGCGCGAGCUUCAAAAACUGGGGUGAAAAAUGCGCCGAUGCCAUGCGCGAUCACCCACUGUAUGGAGGUCAAAUCCACGUCACCACGAAACACUCGUAUGAGAUUGACUAUAAAUAUGUGUGGCAUUGCACCGCCUGCGGCCAGGAAUACCGCCGGCACUCGAAGAGUAUUGACACUGACCGUUCUCGAUGCGGUACGUGUCAGGGCAAGCUCCAGCAGAUCAAGCCCAAGCCGCGGAAUGUUUCGCCGAAGAAGAGCGCCGUUAUCCCCGGCCAAAGGAGGAUUCUUGAGGACGUGACCAGGAAUCUUGAUCAGUUUGUCAUUUGA